Molecule: messenger RNA, 941 nt
Organism: Nymphaea colorata (pocket water lily)
Lineage: Eukaryota; Viridiplantae; Streptophyta; Magnoliopsida; Nymphaeales; Nymphaeaceae
Product: probable leucine-rich repeat receptor-like protein kinase At1g35710
Exons: 2
Coding region: 111-941 (276 amino acids)
Molecular function (GO): protein binding
Source: RefSeq, a predicted model, not a curated record
CCUUCUGACUUUGGCUUCUCUCCUUCAAAGAGAAGAGACCUUCUAUCGAUAAAUUCAGGCUCGUCACCACUUCCGCCGCAGCCGCCGCCAUUACCACCAUCACCGGCACUAUGAGUUCGACGAUGGGAAGGUUGAAGCCGAAAAUGAAGCCCCUCUUGCGUCUCCUCGUGCUGCUUUGCCUCGAGGUGUCGCUCAGAUUAGAAGGAGCGGCAGCAGCAGAGGCGGAGGCACUGCUCAAGUGGAAAGCCACCCUCAAAACGAGAGCCCUCGACGACUCAUGGUCUCCUCUCAACUCCACAAACAAGCCUUGCAAUUGGUUUGGAAUCUCCUGCAACAACAAUGGAAGCGUCGUGGAGAUGAACAUCCAAAACGUGAGCCUUGGAGGUACACUGGACUCCUUCGACUUCUUGUCGCUCCCCAACCUUGAGGUGCUCAUUCUCACCUCUGACUAUCUGUAUGGCCAGAUUCCUGCGGGGAUCGGCCACCUCCCCAAGCUCACCACCCUCGAUCUCUCCUCAAACGGAUUCUCCGGCCACCUGCCACCUGCUCUGGCCAACCUCACUGAGAUCGCUGUUCUGCGACUAAGUAAAAAUAUGCUGACAGGGGAGCCUGAACCAAGGCUCUUCACCAAGUUGGUACAUCUCACUGAGCUUGCACUGGACGGUAACAACCUCACUGGUGUGAUUCCAUCCGAAAUCGGACGUCUGUCAAGACUCGAGUUGUUAACUCUGUCGGAAAAUGGAUUCACUGGCUCGAUUCCAGGUGAGAUCGGCAACCUGACUAGCUUGUCUGUAUUGUUCAUGAAUAACAACCAGCUCACUGGUACACUGCCUUCUACUCUGGGGUACUUGUUCAAGCUCUCUGCACUGGAUAUUUCUCAGAACAAAAUUGCUGGGAUUUAUCAAGGAACCGCCUUACAGGAUCAAUCCCCUCCGCAAUAG